CACAGACAGGCUGUAACUUUGGGCUUUGGGCCGGCCGUAGAUCAAAGUGGGACUGUCGCUCUCUCUCCUCCCUCUCGCGAGCUCCCAAGUUUCUCACAAAAUCAAAACCUCAAAACAAACAACAACAACCCAACAACAACUACUACUACACCAUGCCAUUCCACACAGAAUAUGCUGAUGGAUCUCCACGACCACUCUUCCGAGGAUGGUUGCAUGGAGUUUGUACUCUCAUCUUUCUCCCACUUGUCUACAUGAACUGGGAUGACAUUCCAGCACCUGCUGCACCUGCAUUGAUUGCUAUCAGCUGCUUGUUUGUAUUUUCAAGUUUGGUGCACUUGGUUCCUUGGAAGUCAGCGGCCUUGGAGGAAGCAAUCACCCGAGUAGACAAGUCUUGCAGCUUGGCUAUUUGUGUAGCUUCAUUCAUGGCUCCCCAGCUACUAGAAAGUGAGGCAUGCAAGCCUGACUUUCUUUUCUCACUCCUGACAGUGGGAAUCCCAGUGGGGCUAUCAUUUUUUGGUGUCCUUUUUGGACUUGGUGCCGUUGCAUUUGCAAGCUGUGGUGUUGCGUUUGCAUCCGUCAUUUGGUUCUAUGGACUACAUGUGGAUGACAGUGAGUUCUUCUACUGUCUCGUGGGCUGUACUCUUCUGUAUGCAUUGGGAUUCUACCUCUAUGCUAGCCAAGUGGGGGGACAUCAUCCCUUUUGGGGAUACCAUGAAUGGAUGCAUUUGAUUGACACAAUUGGCCUCCUUGUCAACACUCGAGCGGUCUUUGUGUUGAGUUCCUACACAGAUGAAAUCUGCAGUGCCGGAAGCACUGUUGCGGACUCAGUUGUACAAUCAGGUCUGUUGUCUGAUUUGUCUUGGUUGAGUAUUCAAUGAGUGAUCCAUUGAUUGCCAUACAUCAAAAGGUCGGCAACUUGCUUUCUUUGAACUCCAAAACAAGCCACUAUGCCUGUGGUCUGCAAGAAUGGAAUAGAGAUCACCAGAGAACCCAAGUAUUUGCUGAGGAUGAGCGGAGGAAAGCUUCCCAAAGCCAUGGCUAAAGCUUUCACAAACAAUCUCCCGAUCCCAGCAACUACUCUCAGUGAUCGUGUAAAUAACAUGUUCGUAAUAUUAGAAUGAACUUUACCAC
Messenger RNA from Seminavis robusta, 1131 nucleotides. Lineage: Eukaryota; Bacillariophyta; Bacillariophyceae; Naviculales; Naviculaceae. The record is from the annotation of a GenBank genome assembly.